Aspergillus ibericus CBS 121593 is the source of this 847-nucleotide messenger RNA. RefSeq lists its product as uncharacterized. The record is from RefSeq and is a predicted model, not a curated record. Lineage: Eukaryota; Fungi; Ascomycota; Eurotiomycetes; Eurotiales; Aspergillaceae. The transcript has a single exon. Bases 200 to 361 code for a protein of 53 amino acids.
CAUCAAGACCCUGGAGGAUGGGCUGGACAUAUUGGCAGCAAACCCCCAUGGCUCGCCGGGCUUGUCACCGACAAAUCUUUGGGUGAACUGGAUUGCCCUUGAAAAAAUCCCGCUUGUUUAAAAUCUCCAACCCGUUCCGUCGACACUGGCCAUGGACCAUUUCCGUCGCCGUGCUGGAUGAGAUCUACUUGCACCUGGUAUGGUCAGCUCGCUGGCCAGGGUCAGACUUUACGACCUGAAUAAUCUCGAAUUCGAAAAGCCUGAGACAGUUGACCGACCCAGUUGCGCCCACUUUGAGACUCAGACAUGUACUAUGCCCAAGUCUGCAGAGAGUGAGCAGGCGGCCGCGCUGUGCCUCUGAGAUAAGGGUCGAGAGAAUCUCAUUGAUGAUGCAGCGUGCAAGAGAUAUGCAACGUAUUCACAAUGAGGUUGCAUUAGCGCAAGCCCGAGUGGCAGUAUCACAGAGGUGUCCCGAGCGUUUCGGAUAAGCCGAGGAGUCUACCACCCUUCAUCUUGGCAUUGGUGUAUCUCCCACAUCUAUUGCCCAAUGAGCAGCGAAUAAGGACCGAGUUGUUUCUCUGUUACUCCGGACUCAGCGGAAAACCUUCCUUAGAUGGCACCGAAUCUCCGUUCUCUCUUGAUCCAGGUGGGUCUCGUGCGGCUGAGACUUAUGCAGAUCAUUCUGGGGGCCAAUGUUGGACCAACCUAUAGACUCCACUGCAGCGUCGGCACGAACCAUCUAGAUCAAGGAUCGUCUGUGUGAGCUUUGAAUUGUGGAGAUGCGUGGCGACUCUGGCAUGUUCACUAUCUGAUGUCAAAUCUACUGAGUCGGUAAAAACACCACGUG